ACGAUCGAUCGCUCGUCAAACAAAAUGUUUUACUAGUAUGUGAUACUCUAAUGAGGAAAUACAUUAAAAUUACAAAUGUUUACAAAGUAUCUUAACAAAUAUCAAUAAUUACAGAGCGUACGUACAGUGGAGCGUGCCGGUCGGUCUGUGCUUUUUAAGUAAUAAUGAGCUUUUUAAAAAGCUCCAGUAGACCAGGCUCUUUGAAAACUAUUGAUAGAAGGCCAUCUUCGUACGCACCCAACGAAAACUUACAAAAUGAAGUAGUAAAACUACAGUCUCAAGUUGAGAUAGAGAAAAAAGGAAAGAAAGAAGCAGAAGAAAAAUAUAAACAAAUAGUUGGUAAACUUGAUGUGGUACAACAUAGACUGAUAGACAGAAACAAAGAAGUGGAAGAAGAAAGAGAAGCAAAGGAAGAAGUCAUGAAGAGCAAUAAAACAUUGCAAUUGACCAUAAACAAAAUGGAACAGUAUUUACGGAAAAAGAGUACAGGUAGUCGGUUUGAAUCAACCAAUGUAGUAGAUGUAGUAGAUCCUGAUAUGGGUGGGAAAGUAGAUAUAGAAAAUAUUAUUAAGACAGAAAACGAACUAGAAGAAAAAUCUCGACAAUUACAGAGAGAAAAACAGGCAAAUGAGAUCCUGGAUAAAAGAUGUAAACUGUUAGAAAAAUUACUAAAAGAAAACAACAUUCAUAUAGAGAGUAUAGAGAGUAAUGAACUAGACAAUUUAAACACACAAUUUGCCAAUACAGAAUUAGACUUCUAACAUUAUAUUUUUUUCAUAGUUUGUUUAAAUACUCGUCUGACAUUAUUCAUUACAAAUACCAUAUUGAUCUUUAAUACCAAUAUAGAACAUGUAAAUGUGAUAAGUGCAAAAAGGUUAUAAAUAAUGAUGUCAUCGUGCAGGUCAUGUGAUUUAUUCAUUUAAAGCAUAAAACAUUCACAUGUUAAUGAAUUAUACUGCAAUUUGUGGUCUUUUCAAUAUUUACUUUUAUAGAAGAUAUUAAAACAAUAUCAUAUGAUGAUGAUACAAUUACUCAGUUGGAAUGUAUAUAAAGCUAAUAAUAUUUUAAUCAUAAUCGACCACCAAGUGCAAGAAAAUUGUUUUUUUCUGUAAAAUGUGUUCUUUGCUAGAUGUUAAUUUUGUCUUUCAUUUGAUGCAUUUAGUUAGGGCUGUUCCAAAAUAAUUUUUUUUGGGGGGAGCACUUUUUUUUUAAAUCUAAUUGGUGGGGGUUAUUAUCAUGAUUAUUGUAGGAAGUAAUCAAUCAAAAUUUUAUAUAUGGCAUAGUAAAAUAAAAAAUGUGCCUUUUGAGCCUCCACAUAUAUUUUGGAACAGCCCUUACCAAUCCAUUACAAUUUACAUAUAACAAUGUAAGGAAUUUUUGCAUUAUCAUUUGUUGUGAAUAUCUAUGUCUGUUUUAAAUUGGUUUGGGCAGCAAAAAUAUAGUUAACUAAACAUAUCAUUCCAAUAAAUAAAAAAUUUUAA
Molecule: messenger RNA, 1481 nt
Organism: Mytilus californianus (California mussel)
Lineage: Eukaryota; Metazoa; Mollusca; Bivalvia; Mytilida; Mytilidae
Product: ribonuclease Y-like
Exons: 7
Coding region: 165-761 (198 amino acids)
Source: RefSeq, a predicted model, not a curated record